CAUCAUCGACGUUGUGAACAGGCGCGUUGUUAAGUAAUAAGCGAGAGGGGGAGACAGACUCGAGCGGAGAACGGCCGCCAGUGCUGCUGAAGCUUCUCAGGGACUAUCAACAGGGAGUGCAACCGACGACAGAGCAAAGAGCUGGGGGUAUGAGAGCCGCCAGAAUCCGCUCCAAUCCUCUUCAGUCCAGGCCCCUGUCCGACUGACAACUAUCGGAUCAGAACCUCCACUGAACCAGCUCUCGGACGAACCCAAUAUCGGUGGUGACUCGCAAACAUGGAGCUGAGAGUGGGGAACAAGUACCGGCUCGGGCGAAAGAUAGGGAGUGGCUCCUUUGGCGACAUUUACCUUGGUGCCAACAUUGCCACUGGUGAGGAGGUAGCCAUCAAGCUGGAAUGUGUGAAGACCAAACACCCACAGUUGCACAUUGAAAGCAAGUUCUACAAGAUGAUGCAAGGAGGAGUGGGUAUUCCAUCGAUAAAGUGGUGUGGUGCAGAGGGAGACUACAACGUGAUGGUAAUGGAGCUGCUCGGUCCCAGUCUGGAGGACCUUUUCAACUUUUGCUCCCGGAAGUUCAGCCUAAAGACAGUCCUGCUUCUGGCAGACCAGAUGAUUAGUCGCAUUGAGUAUAUCCACUCCAAGAAUUUCAUCCAUCGGGAUGUUAAGCCUGACAACUUCCUAAUGGGGCUUGGCAAGAAGGGUAACCUGGUGUACAUCAUUGACUUUGGCCUGGCCAAAAAGUACCGCGAUGCCCGCACACACCAGCACAUCCCUUACAGGGAGAACAAAAACCUGACUGGCACAGCGCGCUACGCCUCCAUCAACACACAUCUUGGAAUUGAGCAGUCCAGACGUGACGACCUGGAGUCUCUCGGCUAUGUCCUCAUGUACUUCAACCUGGGCUCCCUCCCCUGGCAGGGCCUGAAGGCCGCUACCAAGAGACAGAAGUAUGAACGAAUCAGUGAGAAGAAAAUGUCCACGCCCAUCGAGGUUCUUUGCAAAGGAUACCCUUCUGAGUUCUCCACAUACCUGAAUUUUUGCCGUUCACUCCGUUUUGAUGACAAGCCAGACUACUCUUACCUACGACAGCUCUUCAGGAAUCUGUUCCACCGUCAGGGUUUCUCCUAUGAUUAUGUCUUUGACUGGAACAUGCUCAAAUUUGGUGCCAGUCGGACAGCUGAGGAUGGGGAUCGGGAGAGGAGGACGGGAGAUGACAGGGAUGAGCGUAUCGGAGGAGCCCCGAGGGGGUCUGCAUCGCGGGGCCUGCCCCCAGGUCCCAACCCUGCAGCUGCCAACCGAGUCAGGAACGGGCCAGAGCAGGCCAUCUCUAACCCUGCCUCACGGGUUCAGCAGUCUGGGAACACGUCGCCUCGUGCAAUUUCUCGCGCAGAGAGGGAGAGGAAGGUGAGCAUGCGGCUCCACCGUGGGGCUCCUGCCAACGUAUCGUCCUCUGACCUCACAGCCCGUCAUGACCAAUCCAGAAUUUCCACAUCACAGGUCAGCGUGCCAUUUGAGCACAUGGGGAAGUAGAAUUAUUUGGCUCUGCAUGCACAUGAAACUGACAGGGCUGCAAGGUAUAUUCAUCGCUCCGGUUUAUUUUCCUUUUUAUUCUUACCUUGUUUUAUGAAAAGAUGAUUGCCAAUGGACACAUGGAUCUUUGGAAAAGGACCGUAAAUCUUUAAAGGACCGUCAUUCUUUAAAGGAUCCAGAGAAGUACAUGGCAGUAUCCAACAUGCACUCUUUAAUGAACCCUUUUUGCUGAACCGUGGACCACCACCGUCCCCACAAUACGAAAAGCAAAUGAGUGACAGUCCGACACCAUUUUUACUCCAUGGUUGCUCAUACCUGCUCCGCUCAUUAAAAAAUGUCCCACAGUACCUUCUGUCUGACAAAUGUGAAGAUCUGUUUGCAUCAAAGAAGCAAAACGGUAUCAGGGACACACGCAUGAUUCUCGUCAUAGGUCAACUUAGUGAUUUAAUAAUAGGCUUAGUAAAGAUUUAUCUUUUCCUUUUUUUUUCAGUUCAACACCGCAACAUUUCAGUGUGUGAUCUUUUAUGAGGAUAUCUUAAAUUGGAGCUUGCUAUGAGUUUCCUUUCUUUGCUUUUUUUGAAAGAAAUAACAGCUAAAAUAUGAAGAAACGGGGCGAGGUAGGUGAGAGGCUAGUGGACAAGAAGAAAGGCGACUUUGAAAAGGAUAAGUAGGUGAGGUUUUAGCUGUUGUAGAGUAAUGUUUCUGAUGAAGUAGCAGUUGGUGCUUGCUUGCCCUUCAUCCAUGUUGUGAUGAUUUGCUGUCCCUCAAAACUCACCAAAACUCCACCACCCCUUAUGUUGCCUGUUUUGGACUUGCGUGUUUUCUUAGGUUUUAAUGUGGGCGGGUAAGGUGAAGAAUGACCGUAGAUAUUGCAAAGACACACUCCAAGUCUUGAGGGAUGGUCCUCAGGAAAUUCUCAGUGUAUUUGACCAGAGACCAUAGCUGCCCGUUUUGCCUAACAAAUAGUGGCUGCAAUUUUUAUGAUUGUUCUAAAUGUUACCUUUUUUUUUUUUUUAAUUCUUUUUGUUAUUGGAGGUCAUAGGGGAGUGGGCAGGCUCUUUUAGGGAAGUCUCUUAGGGGGAUGGGACAUCAAUGAUUUUUUUUUUUUUUGUUUACUUCACUGUAAAUAUUUUUUUAUUUCCAUGUAAAGCCAAAAUGUGGUUUUGUUUUACAACGUAAAGUUGAAAAAAAUGUAUACUAAUGACAUAAAUUGGGGCUGGGUUCUGAAUUUUAAGGCAUUUUAAAGUACUAAAUUGUGGGAUGGGCUACUGUUACUUUGCCAGCUGGGUCAUCCAGUAUUUUGUGUGUGUGUGUGUGUGUGUGUGUGUGUGUAUAUGAGAGAGAGUGAUACAGGGAAUCCCUGCUUAAAAUACAGUUGUCAUUUUGCAUUUUGUCUGUUUGUGGAUUGUUUUUAUCCCCUCUGCUAUUUAUGCUAACCUAUUUUUUUAUGUGUCUGAAAUAACUUUCUGUCCUUUUGUUAUUUUUGUUUUCAUUUCAUCUUCCUGUAACUUAUUAGAAGUAGCUUGUCAGUUCAGGUUAUUUUUUGCCUGUCCCUUUUCUUCUUCUGUUCUUGUGCUUCAAAGGUUGUCCACCUCAUAAUACAUAGGGCUUUUAAUAGUCCUUCUGCAAAAAAUUAUAUGCUAAUAGUUUGAUGUCACCUUUUUGGAUUUUAACCUCCAGCAACUUUGAUGAUGUCAUUCAAAGGAAAACAUUACCGAUGCAAAUGCAGGGAUGUGUAAAUUGUGUGCGUGUGUGUUUGUGUAAUUACCUUUGUACAGGCCACCAUGACCCAGUAGCAUUGUAACUGUUGGGAAUGGUAUAGAAGAGGUUGAGGUGAUGGGGAUUUAACUUUAUGUAUUGUGUACUGAUAUAUUGUACAGUUCUUUAACACACUUUAUUUACAACAGUAUUUGUGUAUAUUUUAUGAAGUAAUAAAAAUGAAUAAUGUUGCUCACAACUGA
Sander lucioperca (pikeperch) is the source of this 3491-nucleotide messenger RNA. Its product is annotated as casein kinase I. Gene Ontology annotation, cellular component: cytoplasm; nucleus. Gene Ontology annotation, molecular function: protein serine/threonine kinase activity; ATP binding. Gene Ontology annotation, biological process: signal transduction; endocytosis; peptidyl-serine phosphorylation. NCBI's taxonomy places the organism in Eukaryota, Metazoa, Chordata, Actinopteri, Perciformes, Percidae. The transcript is spliced from 11 exons. The coding region runs from base 277 to 1530 and encodes 417 amino acids. The record is from RefSeq and is a predicted model, not a curated record.